Seminavis robusta is the source of this 1254-nucleotide messenger RNA. The record is from the annotation of a GenBank genome assembly. Lineage: Eukaryota; Bacillariophyta; Bacillariophyceae; Naviculales; Naviculaceae.
AUGUUGGGAACAAGACAGAAAGCCUUUGAUUGGAUAGUCAACCAGGAUCCAAUGCAAUUAACGUAUGAUGCUCCCAAUUUGGUUCAGCGUUUUCUGCUGGUGCUCUUCUAUUUUCAGACAACAAGGCACAAGCCAUGGAGAGAGUGCAACCCAACAGCAACUGGCCAAGAGAGUUCAUCCGUUACUAGUAAUUUCUGCUAUGAACCUGAUCGUUUUUCUGGUGAGAUAACCUCAACCAUCUGGGGGGAACGGUGGCUCUCUGCCAGUCAUGAAUGCCAGUGGGCCGGAGUGACCUGUGAAACUCAAUUGUCGACAGAGAAGACGGUGUUAAGGUUGGGCAUUUCUUGGAAUGGGCUCAAUGGCCAUCUACCAUGGGAGAUUGCACACUUAUCACAGAUGACCCGGCUCGUCUUAGAGCACAAUGCACUGACUGGAGCACUGCCACCAUCACUCUUUUCCAACCAAGCAGUCCCUGUCUUGGAGAUGCUUGGGUUGAGUUGGAAUGAAUUCACUGGGACAAUCCCCUUGAGAUGGUUUGACAAUCUCCAUGGAGGAACUGCAAAACUUUCCACCAUUUGGAUCUCCUCAAACAGAUUGACUGGAAAGAUUCCUUCUGAAAUGGGGUUGCUUCCAUUGAAGGAACUACGUCUGGGCAAGACUGCUCUGACAGGAUCCCUGCCAAUGGAGAUAUUUCAGAGAGCUUCUCGGGUUGGUAUUCUGGAUGGAAUUCAACCUGGUGAAGCUGUACUUGGUAGAGCUCUGGAAAUCUUUGAUUUGAGUCAUACUGGCAUUUCAGGAACCCUUCCCUCCGAAAUUGGUCUGGCAAAUGCUUUGAAAGAGCUCAUUGUAGACGACACAAAUCUGAAUGGAAAGCUCCCUGAAGAACUGUAUGGUCUCGGGAAUCUCCGGGCGUUGAUCUUGAAUGGGUGCAACUUAACUGGGACCAUCAGUUCAUCACUUGGUCUUCUGACAGAUCUCUAUGAGCUGCAUGUCGCCGACAACGACUUCCAUGGCACAAUUCCCCAUGAGAUUGAAGCGCUGACAGAGCUGAGCCAGCUACUGGUGAAUGGGAAUGAAUUCACUGGUACUGUUCCUGUUUCCAUUUGCAAAGACCGUUUUGUGGCGGUGGAAGAUGUUGCCAUGGUUGUGGCAGACUGCUUGCCCAACGAAGAGACUGGGGCUCCCACAAUCGAAUGUGCUGCAGAUUGCUGCACUAGCUGUUGUGACAGUACAGGAGUUUGCCUUUCUACUUAG